CCUUCAACCGUCUUCAUCCGCCGACGUCAGUUUUCUAAUAUGACGUGGGCUCAUCCAGAAGGAUGGCUCUCACAAGCCCUCCACCCGUCAUUGACGGUCAUUGUCAUCACAAUCGCCAUUGCACUCGCUGUGCCGCUCUUCCUGCACUUUGUCUUGUUCAGGUCCAGUUCCUCGAGGACACUUCCUUCAUUUUUGAUCGUGGGACCUAGUGGUGCUGGAAAGACCUCUCUUUUGACGCUGUUCGAACGAGGCAGUCCCGCGACAACGCACACCUCCCAAACCCCGCUGACUGUCGAGGCUGCCCUCCCCGUCACCACGACCGCUGCGUCCAACCGGUAUCGAUCUUCCCAUGAUCCGUCAUCAAAAGAGCACAAGAUCUUCCUCCUCGUUGACACGCCUGGACACGGCAAGCUCCGACACCAUGCGUUCGAGAAUAUUACAUCGCCGCAGCACCUCAAGGGAAUUGUGUUCCUGGUUGACGCUGCAAAUUUGUCAACCGGCGCUGGUGGGCCGACAGAUGCCGGUCUGAGAGAAGCAGCAGAAUACCUUCAUGACAUUCUCCUCAUGUUGCAGAAGCGCGCAAUGGGAACGAAGAAGGUUCCGGAGAUGCCUCUCCUCAUCGCUGCCAAUAAGCAGGACUUGUUUACCGCGCUGCCGGCACCGUUGGUCAAAGCGGCGCUAGAAGCGGAAAUUACAAAGGUCCGUGAGUCGAGGUCCAAGGGCCUGCUUGACUCGGGCAUCGGCAUGGGCGAUUCAGAUAUGGCCGAGGAGAAGGAGUGGCUUGGAGAGGGCGGCGAAGGCAAAUUUGAGUUUGCUCAGAUGGAGGACGUCGGUGUGUCGGUGACCAUUGCCGGAGGUAGUGUCCUCGGCGGCGAAGGCCCAGAGGUGGGGAAAUGGUGGGACUGGAUCGCCGAGAGCUUAUAAUGACGGAAAGUUUUCCUUGCCAUAUUUUCCAUAUAUCCAUAGCUUCAUUCAAUAAAAUACCAUUUAUCAUUCUCGGCACCGAG
Messenger RNA from Xylona heveae TC161, 1007 nucleotides. Its product is annotated as P-loop containing nucleoside triphosphate hydrolase protein. The transcript has 2 exons. Bases 40 to 924 code for a protein of 294 amino acids. The record is from RefSeq and is a predicted model, not a curated record. NCBI's taxonomy places the organism in Eukaryota, Fungi, Ascomycota, Xylonomycetes, Xylonales, Xylonaceae.